This is a messenger RNA of Cygnus olor (mute swan), 5076 nucleotides long. RefSeq names its product calcium homeostasis modulator family member 5 (gene CALHM5). The record is from RefSeq and is a predicted model, not a curated record. The transcript is spliced from 2 exons. Bases 386 to 1315 code for a protein of 309 amino acids. Gene Ontology annotation, molecular function: monoatomic cation channel activity. NCBI's taxonomy places the organism in Eukaryota, Metazoa, Chordata, Aves, Anseriformes, Anatidae.
CCUUCCCUACAUUGCUGGCAACUUUGAUAAUCACAGCUCAGGAACUCCUGGAACUGGUGAGUGUGUGCAUUUACUCUGCUCUCUUUUUACAGCCAAAAAAAAAAAAAAAAAAAUGUAAAGAAAGAAUAAGACUGCCGAGACUGCAAAUGUAUUUGAUAACAGGGCAUUGUGUGCUUUUCCUCUGCCCUGCUCAUGGAGGGGUCCAAUGUGAGUGCAUUUGUACAGACGGUGACAUCAUUACAGGAUCUAGACAGCGCUGAAGCAGCCAGGCUGGCAGCAGGCUGUGCUUCCCUUGAAGAGCCCUCCCGUAACACACAGCUACAGACUCCUACAGCUGAAGAUACAAGUGUUUUGAUUUUUACCUCUUCAGGGAGUAUCAUCGGACAUGGAUGGUUUCCAAACAAUCCUGAAAUUCUUUAUAAACCGGAGAACUGCUAUUGGUUACAGUUUUAUGGCUCUGCUGACGCUGGGAAGUGAACGUGUAUUUUCUCUUGUUGCUUUCAGAUGUCCCUGCAGCAAUGAAAACUUCAGGUAUGGUUUAGUAUUUCUCUUCUCCCCAGCUUUUGUUUUGCUGAUCAUUGGAUAUUUCUUGAACAGCAAGACCUGGAAGCUCUUCACAGGCUGCUGGGUGAACCCCAGAAAAAUAUUUCCCAAAGGGAAUAUCUGUCAUUUCUUCUACAUCUUUGGACAGAUCACUUUAAAUGCUCUGGUAGCCCCAGUGAUGUGGCUUUCUGUGGCUUUGCUCAAUGGGACUUUUUAUGAAUGUGCCAUGAGUGGCUUGAGAAAUCCUGCCUACUUAGAUUCCAUUUGCCGCAACAAAUCUGUGAAGUGCUUUGAGGAGCUGCACAAGGUGGCCUGUGGCAAAAGCACCAUGCCCUUUUCGGAGAGCGAGGAACUCAAGCUAACUCUUCAGGCACAGUCACAGAUUUUAGGCUGGUGUGUGAUAGUGACUAUGGCCGUUCUCUCCCUGCUAACCACUUGCUAUGCCAGCUGCCAGUCAAAAGUCAGCCACCUCCAGCUGAUGUUCUGGAGGGUGUAUGCCGAGAAGGAGAAGGAGCAACUGGAGCAGACUUUCCAGCUGUAUGCCACCAAGCUGAGUGAGCGAAACCUGAAGUGCUUUUUUGAGAACAAGAAACCAGAGGUUAUUCCCCUGCCAGCUUUUCAGGCAUGGGAAGAUGCUUCCCAGAUCUAUUCUUUCAGCAGUAGCAAACAGCAUUACAGCACAAUUCACAGGCUAGUUGAAGAAGGCGAGAAAGAAAUCAAUGAGGAAAGAGAGACAACACUAGACUUUGUAGACAGAAGGGAAAUACCAUAGAUCACAUAUAUAUUUUCAGCCUUUUUAUAUCUUGCUAAUAUGGCAUACUUCCAGCUGAUUUAAUCUAUAUUUUUUCACAAUGGUCUCUUUCUUCUUGAUCACUUUCCCUCCCAGUUUUAUAUUUAUGUCUUUUUAAAAUUACUUCUGCACAACAGUGAAAAGACUGUAGUCCUCACUGGCACUUAAGGCUCAUGCUCUGCUAAUGUUACCAGCUCCAGAACAAAAGCCAAGAGUAAAAAGGAUUGAAUAGUGACUUGUGGGAGGGUUUAAUCAAUAUCCUAUGUAAAAGGCCUUAUAGCACACUUGUCCUAUGUAAAUCAAAAGACUGUCAUAAAGUAAUACAAUUCAAAAUGUGUGUAUAAAAUAAUAGAAGAUGUGUGGCUUUCUGAUAGUCCCUAGAAAGUAAAGGUAUUCCUUCCAGGGCACUUUCAGGUACAGCAAUUUUUUUUUUUUUUUUUUUUUAUGUGGCACCAAGGCACUUGGUCACUCAAUGCAUCCCAAUGUCUUUGAUCUCCUGUUGCACCUAAAAUACCAUGGAUGGCCUCAUUGUUCAGCUCUGGCCUUCUUGUCCCUGAGAUACCUUUCUGAGACAUGGAGGAGCAACCUCACUUGACAAUGAGGUGCCAGGUAAUUUCUUGGACGAAUCUUACAGUCAAAGUGUUGGGUACCAAGAACUUGAGAUUCCCAAAUAGUUUGACAUUUCUAUGUCUUUGUUAAUAAUAAUAAUAAUAAUAAUAAUAAUAAUAAUAAUAAUAAUGGUAUUUUCAAACAGAACUAGAGUAGCUGCCUAAGCUUUGUUACGAUAAUUAAAAUGCACCAGUGAUAUUUUGUCUCUAGAGACUACUUGGCGUUAUCUUCUCCCACGGAGAACCUGGGAGGCUUCCCAUCGUACUGGUACAAAGCUCCUGCCUGGAGCAUAUUCCAGAUGCUGGCCAUAGAGCUGCCUGGCAUUGCUUGUACCAGGCCUGCAGCCAGCGUACAACAGAGGCCCUGGAAGAAAACUCCACAUUUUAAGACAAGAAAAUAUUUUUGCAGAGGGAUGGUUUUCAUUUUUUUUAGUGUCUUAGGGAAUGUAAACAUGUCUGGAGCGGAGGAGCUGGCAGGCCAGGCAGGUGGGGUGGCAGCACAGCCCCUACUUCUGAUAAAGGCCUCUCGCCUCGCAGCCCUGUGCUUCAGCUCUUGCACAUGGGGUUCACCAUGUGGCUCUCACACAGGUUGCCUGAGCCUUUGCAAACUCUAUGUAAAAGAGGCACAAAGCUUCUGCCAAGUUUCUUUCCCCAGGUUGACUGGGUAGGCUUUUAUGCAGCAUUUUACUGCCAAUCUCCCUGAGUCUGCAAAGAAUCAUAUUUUUGCACAGGUUGAAUCGAGCUCUUAUCAACAAACCAACAUACUUUGCCUGGCUCUUCUCAUACUCUCUUAGCUCCUUCAGAAAAAAAAAAAAAAAAAAAAAAAAAAAAAAAAAAAAAAAGCAGCUAACUAACAACACCACAACUAUCUGCAUUUACAGACCAUUACUUUUUAAAAAUACAAAAUCCAAGAGCUGUUUUCACUAUCUGCUUAGAUUUUUUUUUGUGCGCUUAGAUUUUGUGGUCUUUGAGCAAAUGUUAUAUUUCUUUUUAUCCCGGCUGCCCCACUUUGCAGCAGACUUGGACCGUGUUGUAUGCCUAAAUGUACCUGCUGUACCUGAAAGCAAAGAGGCAACACUGCCAACAUAAAAGUCCCAACAGCAGGCACGUCUGACACCAGUAAGUCAGACCUGCAGGUGGUCAUUCACUUUGCUAAGUUCAUGGUAGCAAAUGGCCAAAGCAUGUGGGAAGCUCUGAGCAUAAUGGACUGUGUGAUUACAACAGACUGGAAGGAUGCUGUUCGUAAAAGCCCAUGUCAUGGAUCUUCUAAUCUCACUCAGAAAAAUGUUUACAACCUAAUCCUUGUUUGUGUAACAACUUCACAUUUCCUUUGAUUUAUUCUCUUUACCUAUUUUCUUCUGACAUUCAUAUAAUCAGUUUUCUACUUGCCAGAAUGUUUAUUAAAAUAAUAAAAUGCAAUUCCCAAAUUAAUUCCCACUAAAAGUGAGAGUGUUUUUCAGUGGUUUCCCAGAGGGAGCUACUACCUGCAGUGCUGGGUAUAUGGCACUGCCAUCUCCACACUGCCUCAUCCAUUUAAACGUGCAUCUCUACAACUCCAUGACUCCCAGGCAGGAACACAAGUGCUUUUGUCUGGUUUCCAGCACAGGUCUUGUACAGAGAAUGUCGACAGUAAGUAGCCAGUCAAUGAAGGAGGAGGCUCUAGGUUCUGCCCAAGCUCCAAGAGCUAUAGUUGUGUUCUGUGGCAAAUUGGCCAAAACACAGAAAGAGGCUCCAGGUUGACCCCAGAGGCUCAGCCAUUUGGAUACAUUUUAUUAAGCAUUGAUGCAGAAGAUGAGAAUGUUUAUCACAUGCAGUUUAAAAGGAAAGACUAACCCCCUUCAAUCCAUGCAGGUUUCUACCCCACACCUACUGAAAGAAAAGCCAGGGCUACUGCUUCACUUCCCUUGCCUUAUCUGUACACCUCCCUCCUCCCUGGUACCACAGAAAACCAAAGCAACUUGGGAUGCAAAAGGGAGGACACUAUGUAGGUUAAAGAGAUCAUCAGUAGGUAUGGGGAACAAGUGGGCUGAUGUAAGGAUGAGGACUUCACUGUCCUGGGACACAAAGGUGAAAGUGUAUGUGGCAGAAGAAGAAAAGGUAGGAGGACUGAAGGGUCCCCCCUCUGGCUUAGGCAACCUUUUCUUCUUCAGGAGAGUGCUCAAAGCUCUGCAUCUGAGUAGUCAGAAACAUAUGAAGUGGGAGUGUUUCCCAGCCUGGCCUUCUUAUUUCCCAUGGAAUGGCAAAACUGAGGUCUACUCUCUUCUUCUCCCCCUUACCUUGCUGCAUGCUCACAGAUGACUGGUGUUGAGAGCACCAGGAGGUGCUGGUUGAAACUACCAGUCCUCCAGCCUGGGCUGCUGGGGGACAGGCUGUACUUACCAGCCCCGUGGCAUGAAACAAAGCUGGCAUUUCUGGCCAGCCAGCAGCAGGGAGCUGUUUCUCCUGUACCCCCUUUUCCCUGUGCCUCACAGCCUGGUCUCUACCUCAAAGAGCAGCUGCUGAAUGCUGACUGCUGCAGUAUGUGCCUCAUAGGCGCCUCAGCCCCUUGCUGAUGCUUGUUCCCAGGGCUGUGUUAUUCUAACUGUGUUGUCUUUCCAAAAUGUCUGUGAUUUAAUGCAAUUGCCAUGCGGUUCCUGGAAUACUUCUAUCAAAACAGACAAAAAUAAAACCCAGCUUGACCCUAUUUUUUCAGCUAGAAUCUGAUUUUGGCAAAUUUAACUCUGUCCCUCAAGCAGCUAUUAUAAAAGCUGUUUUGUAUCAACAUUGUCUCUGAAUUAAAGUUCAGUAGCUACCACAGCAGCUCAUUUUCAACACGAUCCAAAACAAAGUGAUCAAAAAAAAAAGAAAAAAAAAAAAAAGCAGAAUCAACAUUUUAUCUUAGGAAACAUAGAUUUUGCAUUAACUCUGAUGCCGAUCAAAUAUGAGUGAACAAAUAAGCAGGAAAUGUCUGUUCAGUUCUACUCCAUGUUCUUUACCUCAGUUUACUUAUUUCUUCCCCUCAGUGAGAAACCAGUUUUCUCCAUUAAGUACUUUUAACUCUCCUACUACAGUACACAUCUGCCCCUCUAUCAAACUCCAGAUCUUUGUUACGAGACAGUAACUGGUUAAAUGUGCUAGGCCAUCAUGUGCUUUUGA